AUGUUUGGAAACAAUCAAGACUUCAAACACUUGAAGGCGUCACAGUCCAAUGCGCAUCACAACAAUAUGGCGUCUGCCCGGCUUCUAGUCCGCGGGCCCGGAGACGGGCGCGGGAGGAAUAUGGUGCCUUAUCAACGUGUAUCUGUCUGCGGAAUACAUGUAACUGGGGUACCGUUCGAUGAGUUGGUGCGUUCGGCGGAGAUGCUAGUUGAUGCUUUAAACCUUCGCCGCUGCUACAUGGACGUAUCCCAUCAGUCAUUUCCGUCGGGUCUAGCGUAUUACCUUGACCAUCAUGAGGCACCACCCCGGGGUCCUAACAGACAAGGGUCGGUCGAUUACGGCGGCGCUGUUGUCAAGUUUGAUAAUGCAACAGCGGACCAGUACAUCAAACUAUCAACGUGUUCAUCGGAAGAGUUGUGCAAUGCGAUUCCUUUAAGAAUAACCAGCCCGUCGCACUCUGAACACCGUAUAUAUAUGAGCGGUACACUAAUGACGCUAAAGGCUGGGUCUAAUCGAGAAUCUUACGAUAGCCAAGAAGGCCUGGAAGGAACUAUUAGAACUUCAGAUCCAUGGACUUGCUUUACACCGGCCGACUGCAAAUACCAGUACCGUUGGGAGAAAGGCGUGGUCCAAAUUUAUCGGUCCGAAGGUGACAUGAAUGUCCAUAAUCCCUUGCCCUAUCGGAACAUCAGCUUCGUGAAGUACGUGGAGGAUUUGUGUCGGCUCUCAGAUAUGAUCGCCGAUGGACCUCUUAAAUCCUUCUGCUACCGCCGACUGAGCUACCUGUCCUCCAAAUUCAAGAUGCACGUCCUUCUCAAUGAACUUCAUGAGCUUGCUCUGCAGAAAGCUGUCCCUCAUCGGGACUUUUACAACAUUAGAAAAGUGGAUACACAUAUACACGCAGCAUCCAGUAUGAACCAGAAGCACCUUCUCCGCUUCAUCAAGCGCACCAUGCGUACCUGUGCUGAUGAAGUGGUGGCUGUCCAACGAGGAGUGCCCAAGACCCUGAAAUCUGUGUUCGAAGAAAUGAAUCUGGAUGAUUAUGAUUUGAAUAUUGAUCUACUUGAUGUCCACGCAGAUAGAAAUACAUUUCAUCGCUUCGACAAAUUCAAUGCGAAAUACAAUCCGGUAGGCGAAAGCAGAUUGAGGGAGGUAUUUCUCAAAACGGACAACUACAUGAAUGGAACCUAUUUCGCUAGGAUUAUUAAGGAAGUGAUAAAUGACCUAGAAGAGAAUAAAUACACGUAUUCUGAGCCGCGGAUUUCAAUCUACUGCAAGAGCAAGUCGGAAUGGAGCAAGUUGGCUUCCUGGGCUCUGCACAACGACGUUCACUCAGCGCACGUGAGAUGGCUGGUGCAGGUGCCGCGGCUCUACGAUAUCUACCGAAUCAACAAGUUACUCAACAACUUCCAGGAGUUUCUCAACAAUUUGUUUGACCCUCUGUUUCAAGUCUCCAUCGACCCACAUUCCAAUGUAGAAUUGCACAAAUUCCUCACGCAUGUUAUUGGAUUCGAUAGUGUUGACGAUGAAUCAAAGCCAGAAAAUCCAAUUCUUAGUGAAAAUAUGCGCAGACCAGACGAAUGGGUCGACGAGGAAAACCCACCUUACGCCUACUACCUCUACUACAUGUACGCUAAUAUGGUGACGUUGAAUCAGCUCAGGAAAGAGCGAGGCUUGAACACUUUCGUCCUCCGCCCUCACUGCGGCGAGGCAGGCCCUCCUUCACAUCUCAGCGCCGCGUUUCUUCUUUCUGAGAAUAUUUCACACGGUCUCAUACUGAGAAAGGUACCAGUCCUGCAAUACGCCUACUAUUUGGCGCAGAUCUAUAUAGCGAUGUCUCCUCUCAGUAACAAUUCCCUCUUUCUCCGAUACCACCGUAACCCAUUGCCUGAAUACUUCGAGAGAGGACUGAAUGUCACGCUGAGCACGGAUGAUCCCCUGCAGUUUCAUUAUACUAAGGAAGCUCUAAUGGAGGAGUACAGUGUAGCAGCGCAAGCCUGGAAGUUGAGCACCUGUGACAUGUGUGAGCUCGCCAGGAACUCGGUCAUCAUGUCUGGGUUCCCACAUGAGAUGAAGCAACAUUGGCUGGGCCCCCAUUACCAACGGGAUGGUCCCGAGGGCAACGACAUAACGCGCACCAAUAUACCGGAUCUACGCCUCGCUUAUAGACACGAGACACUUAUUGAUGAACUUGAUAAUCUGUUUAAAGUGCAUAUGACGUGA
Pieris macdunnoughi is the source of this 2223-nucleotide messenger RNA. Lineage: Eukaryota; Metazoa; Arthropoda; Insecta; Lepidoptera; Pieridae. The record is from the annotation of a GenBank genome assembly.